AUGGAUAAAACUAAUAAUAAACGUAAAAAAGAAAACUCAAGUAUUAUUUGGGACUACUAUUUUGAGGAGUAUGAUGAAGAGGAAAAACAGUUAUAUCUUGUUUGUCAGGACAUCUUUGGAGAAAUCAUAGAAUUAAUAAAAAUCAUCCAGAAGAGCUAG
This is a messenger RNA of Funneliformis caledonium, 159 nucleotides long. The record is from the annotation of a GenBank genome assembly. NCBI's taxonomy places the organism in Eukaryota, Fungi, Glomeromycota, Glomeromycetes, Glomerales, Glomeraceae.